UUGACUUGCAGUUAGCAGUUCACUCUACUAUUCUUUAAUGCUAUCGUCACUUCACCUUGCGUAACAACAGAACAAAAAGAACAAGCAUGUCAAGUCUAGUUUAUUGUUCGCCAAGAAAACAGAAUUUAUAAACCCAUUUCGGACUAAAACGACCUUUGAGGCGUUAAAUCGUCAUUCAUUUUGAAUAUAUGGGUUAUUGACUAAGCGUAUUUAUGGACAGAGGUGGAGUCGAGGCCCAUAAACAAGAAAAGAAAAAAACAAAAAAACAAAAAACAAAAAACAACAAGGCCAGUAUCGAGCUAUCAUGACCGAAUAAUUCUGUUAAUAAGGGAUUUAUUGUAUGGCUUUCGUGAAAAUUUUUCUUGCGGGACACAGCGGGUAGUCUGCGAGUGGGCAAGAUAUCACAGCGCAGGAUUUUGUUCAUCCUGCCCGUUUAUUGAGCUAUUUUGCCUUUUUUUGUUUGAAGUAGGGUUAAUGUGCCAUCUAUUAAUACACAUAAUUCCUUUUAAAUACGUCUUAUUGCUUUCACAAUUUGUUCAUACUAGUUCCCAGUCUACCACCGCCAGUAGUAGUAGCCCAUAGUACAAGCUACUCGAGUGUAAUGGUCACGUGGGCAGCUAUCCCAGAAAGCCAUACCAAUGGCAUUCUUCAGGGUUAUGUAACGAUGCUCGAUGACAUCGACGAACGUUUUUAUGGAUGUGACCAAAUAAUAAAGAUCGAUGGGCUGGAAAAAUCCAAAGCUUACAAAAUUAAAGUUGCUGGUUACACCUCUAAAGGACUUGGGAACUUCAGCGAUGAAGUAAUAGCAAUCACUAACAUUGAUGGUUGCCAGGCUCUUGGUAUGGAAAACUACAACAUUUCCAACUCACAAAUUAGUGCAUCUUCCAAGGCUGGGGCUGGGGACGUUCAUGCCGCUAGCAACGGUCGAUUAAAUUUUGACCCAGACAAUAGUUACAUCGCGGGCUCCUGGAGCGCUGACGGCAGUGACUUUGAUGAGCCCUUUGAUCAGCCCUGGCUGCAGGUUGAUUUCCUAGAAAAAAUUACCGUAACCAAAGUAGCAACUCAAGGCAGACUAUUAGAUUCACUACGUUUCUUUCAGUGGGUGAAAACUUACUCGUUGAAUUAUAGUCAGGAUGGUAUUGAUUUUGAAGCUUAUGAACAGUUUGGAAAUGUGAAGGUAAUUUUACAUAACUGUCAUUGUUUGGUAUAAGCAGUAAUUCUUGAAUCACAUCCUCUUCGCUUGUGUUUUCAAAACGUUUAUGUGCCAGUUCUUCGAAAGUGCUCGAAGCCAGUAAUGCAUCAUUAGGCGCUAAUUCGACCAUGGGAUGUCCAAGUUAGUGUUGUCUAAUCACUCGUCAACCCAAGGAUGAACAGAAUCUUGCUUAGUUAUUAACCUAGUUAUUAACCUAUUUAGUUACUUAUUUAGUUUAAACCAUACUAACGAUGAAUCUGCACUCCCGCAAACACGGAAACGGGAAUGUUCUUUAUAAACUGCCUGGGUUUGGUUGCAAGAAUACUCCCCAGUGUAGUUCCAUGUCUCGCAUGACUUUGUUUGACUUCCAGAGUUAGAUCCACUUCUGGAAAUCUUCGCUUUUACUUUCUUCGCAGAUUUUUCAAGGCAACUGG
Orbicella faveolata is the source of this 1626-nucleotide messenger RNA. RefSeq lists its product as uncharacterized. Gene Ontology annotation, molecular function: protein binding. Lineage: Eukaryota; Metazoa; Cnidaria; Anthozoa; Scleractinia; Merulinidae. The record is from RefSeq and is a predicted model, not a curated record. Gene Ontology annotation, cellular component: membrane.